GAAGGCUUAGCUCUUCUGCACAGUUAGCUCUACCCGAUUGUGUCUCGGAGGGAGCAGAACUCGGGCUGCUGCAAGGUGGCUGCGGCGGCGACGGGAGUAACAAUAUGCUGCCUUGUACAGUAUUUGAAGUAUAGGUUCCUUUGUUUGCCGGGAUAGAUGCAGGUUAUCACGUUUUUUAGCCUGCCGCUGUGGAAGGAGUAGCUGGGGAGCCCGAUAGGAAUGCUUUUUACAUGUGAAGAUGCAAACACCUUGCCAAGCGAUUGCUUGACUUUUUGGAAAAAGAGUGCUCGUUUCUUUAAAAAAAUGGUACUGCUCCCCUUCCUCCCCCUUCCAGCCCUUGUUUGAACCCGGUGCAGCUCCUGGAAAAGCCAGGAUUUUUGUCCCUUGCCAUGAGAAGGUUGCUGCGUCUUUUGUGUGAGGAGAGAGCCCUUCAGUUUUCAGGGUACCAUCUGCCAUUCUUCCUGUUUUCAGCUGCACACGGGUCUUGGAACAACAUCACCCCCACAUCUGCAAUAAUUAAUGUGUCCCUUCGCAUUUAUUCCUCUUCUGGAUAAAUAUUGGCCUUGCAUACAGUGCUGAAGAAAUUAAUUCUGCUAGACUUUGUCUCAAGGAAAACAGGCUUAAGAUUCUUUUUGCCCACCACCGUCCUUAUAUGCAUACAGCGUGAAUGCCAGGUAACAAAGACAUACCAGUGAAGCCUCAUUCGGUUUGGCUGGCACCCCCUUAGUGCGCCAGCCUUUCAGAAUCCUGAUUUUAACAUCCCAUUGCUAGCAACAACAAAACAUACCUACUUUCGUUAUGAAACCUUACAUUCUGAUCCCACCAUUAAAAAAAAAAGUUCAACAAAGAUGAGUCUUUGUGGAGUCUAUCCAAAAUGAUGUUUUUGACAUGGCUGGUAGGGGACAAUGUCACUGCAGAAGAUGCAGGAGACUAUUAUAUUUCUCAAGUAGGCUUUGCAAAAGAGAGGGGAAAGGGGGGGGAAGAUGUUUUUUAUCUGUACUGAUUAAUGUCCAUAUUCCUAACAGGGCAGAUAGUCUCAUUUAUCCUUUUAUUGUGCAACAUUGUCGGCUUGUGUUCUGCAGUAAUAGCAUUAAUCUGGUUUUGUAACUUUCUGAUCUUCGUUAGCAAAGGACAAAAGCUUAGGAAGGACACUGGUUUUCACAGUAACGAAAACCUUUGUUAUCUGUUGGUUGUUCUUCUAACUGCAGCAUGCCUGUUCUUCUCAAUGAAAUGUCCAGGGCGCCUUAAAUCUGUGCCUUCGAAUGUCUGGAGCGUUGAUUCAUUCAUAAUCGGUGGAUUAGUGUAACGUUUUUAUAUUGGAGUUUCCCGUCAUGCUUUAUGCUUUCUUAACAUUCAUUCACAAGAUCACAGGUGAUGUGUUUGCUGUUGAAGAGUCACUCGGGGCUUUAAAAGGGAUUUUGCUCAGAAUAAAACUCGUUUCAGUAAACCAAUGGAGGCCAUUUGGAUGUUUUCUUAAAGCCUAUGUGGGCAACUGGCAGACCGGGAAGAGGGCUCUGUCCAGCUCUCAAGAAGCGUCCCUUUUUUCAACUUGUGCCACCCUUGUUCACAAGGUGUACGAUAUUGGUUGCUACCAAGAACUGCUGGCGCCGUGUUUUUGUCUGGCUCCUCAUGACAACAUCAACCAAAUCACUGAAAUCAUCCUCGGGGAGACCAAAGCCUAUGUGUUCUUUGAGAGGAGUCAUGGAGACAUGCAUUCCUUUGUUCGUAACUGCAAGAAGCUGAAGGAGGAGGAAGCUGCCAAGCUCUUCUAUCAGAUAGCAUCUGCUGUAGCGCAUUGCCAUGACGGUGGGCUGGUAUUGCGGGAUCUUAAGCUGCGGAAAUUCAUCUUCAAGGAUGAAGACAGGACUAGAGUAAAAUUGGAGAGCCUUGAAGAUGCUUACAUUUUGCGAGGAAAUGAUGACUCCCUUUCCGAUAAGCAUGGGUGCCCCGCCUACGUGAGUCCAGAGAUCUUGAACACAAAUGGCAGCUACUCUGGAAAGGCAGCCGACGUGUGGAGCCUGGGGGUCAUGCUUUACACGAUGCUGGUUGGACGCUACCCUUUUCAUGACAUUGAGCCUAGUUCUCUCUUCAGCAAGAUCCGUCGCGGGCAGUUCAGCAUUCCAGAGACUUUAUCCCCUAAGGCAAAAUGCCUUAUUCGUAGCAUCCUGCGCCGGGAGCCCUCGGAAAGGCUGACCUCGCACGAAAUUCUGGACCACCCUUGGUUUUCCACAGAUUUUAAUGUGUCUAAUUCAGGAUAUGGUGCUAAGGAAGUAACAGAUCAGCUGGUGCCUGAUGUCAAUAUGGAGGAGGACUCGGACCCAUUCUUCAACUGAACAUGACAUGUUAUGUUUGGGCAGUUGCAUGGUGCAGAAAAAAGAUAACGUGAAGGGAGUCUUUUCUGAUCAUGCAGAAAUGACAUUUGUGUGUCAGCCUGGCUUGAUAGCAAAAAGAAGAAAAGAAAAAUGACUUGGGAGGAGAUACCGUUUUUUUAUUUUUUGCUUUCUUCGGUCGGAAAAAGAGUGCCCAAGAAAAGAGCUAAGACAACUCUCUCAUGAAGAUGCCUGGAUGGGAGGAAUAAUUGCUAUCAAGUUAGAUUGACAAGGAACAAGAAGGAGGCGGCAGCAGCAUGGAGCAACUGUAGCUUCUCAUCUUUAUGGAGCCAAGGACACUGCACAUUCAUUCGGGUUCCUGGGCAGCCACUGAUCCACUCCUGAUUCCGUUUCAUUCAGAUACUUAAAGGGUUCCCAGUUGAAUAAAAACUUUUGCCUCAACUUGCAUCUUGGCAUCGCACUGUUAGAUAUUUAACUUCAGCCAUUAUUCAGGGAAGGUACAAUUAGCUAUUACGUUAUUCCAUUUUGUUUCCUGUUUCUAAAAAAGAAAACCCUGAUGUUUAAUUGUUACAGUGGGGUUAAUCUUCGGGAGGGAGGUUGGGAAGAGCACAAAUGAAGACGUGGGAAGUUGGGGGGCUUAAAGGAAGCUUUUUAGUUCAUGUUCUGUGAAUGGCUAAUUCUGAAUUCACAGUUUUUCUAAAUCAACAACUUCUUGUCUGGAGAAAUGAUAUUUGAAAUGUUCUGUUCUUUUCAUGAGAGAAGGG
This is a messenger RNA of Pogona vitticeps (central bearded dragon), 3094 nucleotides long. The record is from RefSeq and is a predicted model, not a curated record. Lineage: Eukaryota; Metazoa; Chordata; Lepidosauria; Squamata; Agamidae.